Molecule: messenger RNA, 2394 nt
Organism: Suillus paluster
Lineage: Eukaryota; Fungi; Basidiomycota; Agaricomycetes; Boletales; Suillaceae
Product: indigoidine synthase A-like protein
Exons: 15
Coding region: 1-2394 (797 amino acids)
Molecular function (GO): pseudouridylate synthase activity; kinase activity
Source: RefSeq, a predicted model, not a curated record
AUGCUCUUGCCCACUUCUUCUCUUGCUUCCACUGAGGUGCUUGGAUGGGAAGUCGUCAUCUCGAAUCUGUAUGAGUGGAUCGGGUCGGGACCGCGAAAACUAAGAUGGGAGGAGAUAACGAGCAGGGACAACGCGUCGAGUCUAGCUGCUGCUCGGAAGCGUCAAGCUCCCAUUGAUGUUCACCCCGAGGUGGAGGAUGCAUUGGCCAGUGGAAAGCCUGUAGUGGCCCUCGAAUCAACCAUAAUUACCCAUGGAAUGCCGUACCCAACUUCAUUGGAGACGGCCCAGUCACUCGAGAGGAUAGUCAGGUCCACAGGGAGUGUACCAGCUACCAUUGCUGUCCUUGGGGGGCGCAUCAAGAUUGGUCUUCAUCCAGCAGAACUGGAGCGUCUUGCAGACCAAACCAAACCAACCGCCGUAAAGUUGUCCAGACGUGAUAUUGCGGCUGCAAUUGCUCUGAAGAAGGAUGGCGGGACUACAUGCUGUUCCACCCUUAUCUUCGCUGCUCUCGCGGGUAUCAAGGGUAGGCUCGGCGGAGUGCAUCGCGGCGGAGAGAAUACAAUGGACGUCUCAGCUGAUCUACAUGAACUCACGCGUUGCCCAGUUGGUAUAGUUUCCGCUGGAGUGAAAUCCAUUCUGGACAUAAGACGAACCCUCGAAUAUCUGGAAACGCUUGGUGUACCAGUAGUGUCUUACGCAGAAACGCACGACUUCCCGGCUUUCUAUUGCGGUCGAAGCGGUCUUGAGUUUCAGUCGCCUUGGAGAGUAAAUGAUCCUAGGACAGCCGCUCAGAUUCUACAUACUCAUUGGCAGCUGGGCAUGUCCAACGGUGCCCUUUUUGCUGUUCCUAUCCCUGCUGAAUAUGAGGCCGUGGGGUUAACCCUUCAGGAGGCAGUCGAACAAGCUGUUCGCGAGUCAGAUGAACAAAAUAUCACUAACCUGGGGAAGGAAGUUACUCCUUGGCUUCUCAAGAGGGUUGACAUAGCACUAAUCGAGAAUACUGCGCUCGUUGGAGGUCAAAUUGCAGUAGAAUACGCGAAACUUGUUGGAGAUGGACAUGACCAGGAUCAAUGCUAUCCUGUGAUAGGAAUACCAGAAAAGCCGGACAAGCUGUCCAGCGCAUGCGUUUCCGUCUCAUCAGCAGCUACUGAUGAUCUCAACGAGCAACCGCCACCGCGCGCUUCGUUGAUCGUAGUCGGUUGCACAGCAGUGGACAUCACCUCCCAGCCUCUCACAGAUUCAGACCUUGGACACCAGUUUCCUUGUCGCUUAGGAGGUGUUGGCCGCAAUAUUGCCGAAGCCGCUCACCGAGUCCUUUCGUCGUAUGGUAGCAAGUUUUCGGCUGCAACUUUGCUGGUGUCCCCAGUCGGCGAUGAUUCUUUCGGAAGACUGUUAAGCGAAGAGACACGAAUGCUAGGGAUGAGGACAGAUGGGCUUAUUCCCGUACAUGGAGGUAGGUCUCCUGUGUGCAGCCUACUUCUGCAGAGAUCGGGGGGCUUGAGAGCAGGUGUGGCUGACAUGGACCUUGUUCGGAAUAUGGAUGGCCAUAUGGCACGAGAGUCUAUUUUGGCACACAAACCAAAGCUACUUGCAGUGGAUGGAAACCUAUCACCUGAUACACUGAAAGUAGUAGAGUUGGCUGAUAAUAGUUCAAAUUUUAGUGAACCAACUUCUGUCGUCAAGUCAGCUUCGAUUCUUCCCGCUAUUGCCAGUAAUCUCGACCACCCUACAUGGUCACCCAUUGCUUUUGCCUCUCCUAACCUACUCGAGCUCGCUCACGUGUAUCAACAAGCACAACUUCUGGACCUCACUUCCCAUGUUCAGUGGUGGCAGGUUCUGGACGGCCUCGGACUUGGUUCAAAGUUCCGCAUGGACCUCGAUCUGCUCUCUCGAAGAGAUGCAUCAGAUCACGAUACUUCGCGGGGAAACCUGGCCUUCCUUGUUGAAAAAGGUGUUGCCCAAAUGGCAAUCAAUCUCCUACCAUUUUUCCAACACCUCGUCAUCAAGUGUGGUGACUUAGGAGUCAUUGUAGUAAUGCGCUUGACGGCAGAUGACGCGGCCGAGUCAUCGUGGUCAGCGGAGUCGACUAACCAUCAUGGGCGCUAUGUGGUGUCACACUCGUCAACCUCGGGUGAUAUUGUGAUCUUGCAGCAUUUUCCUGCAAUACAACUCCCAAGCGAUGCGUUGGUCAAUACAACAGGCGCAGGAGAUUCAUUGGUUGGAGCUUUGCUAGCCACCUUGGUGCAGUCUCCGAAGGCGUUCCACGCCACAAUUAGCCUACGACGCACGAUGGACAUCGCCCAGCGUGCAGCCCUUUUAAGUUUGCAGAGCUCAUCCGCCGUCUCGCCACUGCUAUCGUCCUUGCACGAACAACGUUCCCAAAGACAUUAUUGA